AUGUGUCCAAUCUUCAAGCAACCACUUGAGCAACUCUGUUCUUGGAUGGCGGUCAGCAUUAAUGGCGGCAGAGUCAACGAACUCGAAGCAGGAGGCCGGGCGAUCGUAAGGAAGAGAGGGUGCACGAAAGAUGAUUUCCUCCCCGAGGAGUCGUUUCAGAGCUGGGCCAACUACGGUCGGGCCCUCCGGGAGACGCCAAAGCGGUUCGUGGACCGGGUCCUGGCCCGGUCCAUGGACUCGACGGAGCUCCACGAGGUGAAGGCCCGGAGCGAGCACGAGAUGAAGAAGACUCUUAACUGGUGGGACCUUAUGUGGUUCGGUAUCGGCUCCGUCGUCGGCGCCGGCAUCUUCGUCCUUACCGGCCUUGAAGCUCGCGACCACUCUGGCCCCGCGGUGCUGCUUUCCUACGUGGUCUCCGGCGUCUCCGCCAUGCUCUCCGUCUUCUGCUACACCGAGUUCGCUGUCGAAAUCCCCGUGGCAGGUGGGUCAUUUGCUUACUUGAGAGUAGAACUGGGCGACUUCAUGGCCUUCAUCGCGGCCGGCAACAUCCUACUCGAGUACGUAAUCGGCGGCGCUGCAGUAGCUCGUUCAUGGACAUCCUACUUCGCCACCCUCUGCAAUCACAAUCCGGACGACUUCCGCAUCAUAGCCCACAGCCUCCCGGACGACUACCGCCACCUCGACCCCAUCGCAGUAGGCGUCGCCUCCGUCGUCUGCAUCCUCGCCGUGCUCAGCACCAAGGGCUCCUCUCGCUUCAACUAUAUCGCCUCCAUCCUCCACGUGGCAGCCAUCCUCUUCAUCAUUGUCGCCGGUUUCUGCAAAGCCGACGUCAAAAACUUCACCCCAUUCGCCCCUUACAAAGCUCGUGGCAUCUUCGACUCCGCCGCCGUCAUCUUCUUCGCCUACGUCGGGUUCGACGCCGUCUCGACCAUGGCCGAGGAGACUAAGAACCCCGGAAGGGACAUCCCCGUGGGCCUGGUGGGGUCCAUGGUCGUGGUAGUCAUAACCUAUUGCCUUCUAGCCGCGGUCCUCUGCCUCAUGGUCCCCUACACGAAUCUCGAUGCCGAUGCAGCAUUCUCGAUCGCGUUCGAGACCGUUGGAUUGAAUUGGGCCAAGUACAUCGUCGCGGCUGGGGCCCUACAAGGAAUGACCACAUGUCUGCUGGGCUCUGCCGUGGGCCAGGCCCGAUAUCUUACCCACAUAGCCCGAACCCACAUGAUGCCACCCUGGCUAGCUCAGGUCAACUCCAAAACCGGCACUCCAGUCAACGCGACAGUUGUCAUGCUCGGAGCCACUGCCGUCGUUGCCUUCUUUACCAAGCUCCGUAUCUUGUCCAACCUUCUCUCCAUCUCCACGCUGUUCAUUUUCAUGCUGGUCGCUCUGGCGCUUCUGGUCCGUCGCUAUUAUGUCUCCGGCGUAACGACGAAGGCCGAUCAGUUGAAGCUGAUCGGCUGCAUCGUGGGGAUCCUGGGAGGCGCCACUGCGACAGCGAUGAUGUGGGGGUUGAAGGUAGACGGGUGGGUUGGGUAUGUGGUCACCGUGGCUGUGUGGUUUUUGGCAACCCUUGGGCUAGCAGUGGCCGUGCCGCGGGCGAGGGAAGCCACGGUGUGGGGGGUCCCGCUGGUGCCGUGGCUGCCGUCGAUAUCGAUCAUGGUUAAUGUAUUCUUGCUGGGGUCGAUCGAUAAGGCUUCGUUUGGCAGAUGCACUUCUCAGUUCUCACCGCAACACCUUCUGAUUAAUAAUAACCAAAACUCGCCAAUGUCCACAACAACCGCGACCAACAACAACGGGAGCAAUGGCGACGGGAACAAUGGCGACCACAGUGUUACUAAAGCUAAAAAGCGACGAUGUUUUUGCGACAAGGACGAUUUCCUCCCGGAGGAAUCAUUCAAAAAUUGGGGGAAUUACUUCAACGCCCUCUCCAACACAAUCCCGAGGCUCAAAGACCGGCUGGUCUCCCGAUCUCUCGACAGCCUCGAGCUCGAAGGCGUUCGAGCUCGGAGCGAGAACGAGAUGAAGAGGACGCUCAAUUGGUGGGACCUGAUCUGGUUCGGGAUGGGCGCCGUCAUGGGCGCCGGAAUUUUCGUCCUCACCGGCGAAGCGGCAAGGGACGACGCCGGCCCCGCCGUCGUCAUCUCGUACUUAAUCUCCGGCGUUUGCGCGAUGCUAUCCGUCUUGUGCUACAGCGAAUUCGCAGUCGAAUUGCCGGUCGCCGGAGGCUCGUACGCCUAUCUGCGAGUCGAAUUAGGAGACUUCGUGGCGUACAUUGCUGCCGGGAACAUUCUGUUCGAGUACAUCGUCGCCGGAGCGAGCGUCGCGAGGUCGUGGACGUCGUACUUCGCGACGCUCUGCAAUGGCGAACCAAACGGAUUCCGAAUCUACGUCGGAUCUUUAGCGACGGACUACAACUAUCUGGAUCCAAUUGCCGUCGCUGUUUCGUUCGUCGUCUGCGUCGCCGCCUCGUGGAGCACGAAAGGGUCGUCAAGGUUCAAUUUCGUCACCACAAUCAUCCAUCUGGUGGUUUUGAUCUUCAUCCUCGCUGCGGGCUUCACCAAGGCCGAUCCCAAGAACGUCUCAAAUUUCGCCCCUUUUGGAAUUCGCGGCGUUAUGAAAGCGUCGGCAAUGUUGUUCUUCGCUUACGUCGGUUUUGAUGGCGUCGCUACUCUCGGCGAGGAAGUGAAGAACCCCGGUCGGGAUAUUCCCCUGGGGCUCGUCGGCUCGAUGACUGUAGUGAUCACUGUCUAUUGCCUCCUCGCGGCGUGCCUGACAAUGAUGCAACCUUACUACGAAAUCGACACCGAUGCUGCAUUCUCCGUCGCGUUCAAAGCAGUGGGGAUGGACUGGGCGAAGUAUAUCGUCGCCAUUGGUGCGCUGAAGGGAAUGACGACGGUUCUGCUGGCGAACAUUAUCGCGCAGUCUCGGUACUUCACUCACAUCAGUCGCACCCACAUGGCGCCGCCGAUUCUGGCCUAUAUUAACGAGAAGACGGGGACGCCAUUAGUAGCGACGGUUGUGAUGACCGUCGCUAAUUCUGUAGUAGCUUGCUUCACUAGCUUGGAUGUUCUGUCUUCUCUGCUUUCCAUUGCCACCCUGUUCAUCUUCUCGCUUGUGGCUCUGGGACUGCUAGUUAGGAGAUACUACGUUGCUGGGGAGACGACGGAUUCGGAUAAGAGGAAGAUGGUUUUCUUCCUGGUGGUGAUUGUGGGAUCGUCGUGUGGAGGGAGUGCUUACUGGGCGAUUGGACGAGGUGGGUGGAUUGGGUAUGCGAUUGCUGCGCCGAUUUGGUUUUUAGCGACGCUGGGGAUGCAGGUGUUUGUGAAGCAAGCUAGGAAGCCGAAGUUUUGGGGGGUGCCGUUCCUGCCAUGGCUGCCCUCUGCUAGUAUAGCCAUGAAUGUGUUUGUGAUGGGCUCUAUCGACGCUGCAUCUUUCGCUAGGUUUGCGAUCUGGUCAGCUGUGUUGCUUGUGUACUAUAUCUUUGUUGCACUCCAUGCUUCCUAUGAUGCAGCAAAAGAAAUUGAGAGAGAAACCCACGCUACUGUUAGGAUUGAAGAAGGGCAGCUACAACAGCCGACGGACACAAUUCUUGACUGA
Messenger RNA from Linum tenue, 3591 nucleotides. Lineage: Eukaryota; Viridiplantae; Streptophyta; Magnoliopsida; Malpighiales; Linaceae. The record is from the annotation of a GenBank genome assembly.